Messenger RNA from Chelonus insularis, 759 nucleotides. RefSeq names its product caveolin-3-like. The record is from RefSeq and is a predicted model, not a curated record. Gene Ontology annotation, biological process: caveola assembly. NCBI's taxonomy places the organism in Eukaryota, Metazoa, Arthropoda, Insecta, Hymenoptera, Braconidae. Gene Ontology annotation, cellular component: caveola; plasma membrane. Bases 111 to 575 code for a protein of 154 amino acids. The transcript is spliced from 4 exons. Gene Ontology annotation, molecular function: molecular adaptor activity.
AUUUCUAUCUAUUGUAGGCUCAAUGAAAUAAUUUUUUAUUCCAUCACAAAGUAUCAACAAAUGGGAAUAUUUCAACUAGAAGUAUCAUAAAUUUCCAAGUUCCACCAUCUAUGGACAAACCUAAUAGCACAAUGGGUCCAGAAAGUGAAGCAGAUUUUGAAGAUCGAGAUCCAAAUAAUUUGAAUCCACAUCUACAGGUAAUGUGGGACGAUGUAAUAGGAGAGCCAGAUGGAAUCAGGAGUCCAGAGUGUGCUUGGAGAUUAAGCGGCCACUGUUUCAGACUCUCGAGAAGUUGUUGUUAUAUAUUUCUUUCAAUUUUAGUCGCUCCUAUUACUGCACUCAUUUUAGGAUUUACUUUUGCCUGUGUAUCAUUUCAACAUAUCUGGUGUAUAGCACCAUGCUUGAGAAUUUGGAAAAUAUCAUGUGCAGCAACGAGAUCAUUUUUUACAGCAUGUACUCAUGCUCUAGUUAGACCAUGCACAGAAUCUCUUGGCUAUAUGUUUAAUAAUGUUCGGAUUUUCAAUCAAAAAAUACCAGAUGGACAGUAUCAUAAAGAAGAUGCUUUAAUUGUUUGAAUAAUUAUUCUUAGAGUGGUCAUCUACAAUCAUCAGUCAGGAAGAUCAAUGAUCAUCAAAGAAUGAAGAGUCAGGAGCUCCAAGAAAUUAUGACAACGUAGUAAAAGAAAAGCUACCGUGAUAAACAAAAACACAUCAGCCUGUGUUUUUUUUACAAGAUGACCAAUCUAGGAUUAAAUUAAAU